AGUGAUUCACUUUUAAAUUAUAAAUAUACAUGCAGCGGACGAAUUUAUUUUUUAUAGCAGUCUACUUGUCUAGAGAUCUAUUAUCUAUACUUUUGUGCUAUAACGUGCCUACAAGUUUAUGAGUUAGUCUACAUAUACUAGAUCUAUAUUAGAUCUUACACCUGGUGUAGACUAGAUCUUGAACCAGAUUCUUGAAAUCUAAAUGAAUGUGUGUUGAGUGCUGCGGCUGAAACAAAUCAAGUUAAAAGCCCAUUCGUUCACAUUGGUAUUGUGUUGGAUUGGAAAAUUUCGAAAGAUGCCAUUCACCAUCCUCAUGCAUGCUUUCAAAAAGGGUAAUCUAGAUCUCCAAUUUCAUCUGGAUCUAAAAGCUACAGACAAAAGACCUAUUUUCUAUGUAUUGUAAAACCUAAUGGAAGUUGUCUUUGUCUAGUUUUUUUAUGAUUAAAACAUGCAAUAAAAAAUGGGUUGACAUAGGCCUUAAAAAAUAGUCAAUGUUGCAGCUGGGGCACUUAUAAUGCCACCUUUGAGCUCUGGAAAAGGCCAAUAUUACUUAUUGUGGCCCCAUAGAGUGAAGUGAUUUUGAAUAUGUUUAUACUUGAGAGAUUAGCCACUGUCUUAUACUAGUAGUUGUCUCUCUGCUUAAGCUUCUUAUAUUGUCAUGGUAAUAAAUGUAAGUUGUAAAGAUUAUGUCAACAUCGCCUAAUCAAAACUACUAGUAUUUGGAAAUAAGUCAGGUAUUCUUUAUCUAUUUAAAUAUCAUCUUAAAUAUAUAUCUUAUUGCAGGGCCGGCCUGCUUACUGAUAAAAUAAAUGUUGAAAAAUUUGUAUACACAUACUUUUAAAGCUUAUGUUUACGCUGCAUUAUUUUUUUUGCAAGAAAAAAACCCACUAAAUAAUAGAAUUUGUAAUUAUAAUUUUAUUAAAAAUACUGACAGUACCGGUAUUAUACAGAUAAACUCAACUAGUACAAGUAUUAAAUUAAAUACCUUACAUAUGUAUAUUCUUUUUGUUGCAAAGAAAAUUUUGUAACAAACUUAUUUAAAUCAUUUUGUGAACAUUUUUUAAAAUAUAUUUGUACUUUAUUUAUUUAUAAUCAUUUACUUUUCUUUAAUGUGUAUUUCUACAUCAUUGAAAAAAAUGUAUUUUUUUUUCGUAGUACUGUAUCAGUUUAAAUUUACAUAAAUAACAUUUGUUAUUUUUCUAUUGUAAAAAUAUUUUUUUAAUGUACAGCCAUUGCAAUGAACUAUUUUUUUAAAUAAGGUAUAUAAUUACAAUUAUACUAUUUGUAGAGAAAUAAAUGUGAUGAUAUUUUCAUUAUGUAUAUGUUUGUCUUUAUACUGGUAUCUGUUAAAAAUAUUUCUAUAACUUUCAACACCAUGAAUCUAAAUCUAAAUACUAAGAUAGUUGUUUAUCACUUUUCUUUUCAUUGACUUGUAAGGUAGUUUUGCAAGCAAAUCUUACGGUACUUACAUACAAACAUACUUAAGACACCUAUUUUCUUUAUCCAUACAUAUGACUUGCCUUUUUAUGAUGCAGUUGACGAGUCAACUCAUCAUCCUGUUUAAUACUGGUAUCCUUUAAUGUCUCUGUCACACUGUCCAUCUAAAAUUUUAAAAAAAAAUUUGAUUGGGCUGAAUUCACCUACAUAAAUAAUGUAAAAUGAAAAAAAAAAAAGAACUAUCGUGACAAAAGUGUAAUGAAAUAGAUAAAGUUAUGUUCACAGCCGCGCACUGACUUCAAAAAAAGGGCAUACCCAUAUAGUUGUUGCAGGUGUUAAAUCACGAUAGAAAAAAAAAAGUGCUAACUUCGGUAUUUAAAAAAAAAAGUUGAACCCUCUUAAUAGUAAAUUAAAUGUCUACCACGCUUUAAUUACUUAAUUGUCCACGAUACAACAGCUGGUAUCAAACAUGUACGGUACCGGUACGGUAUGAUAGUUAUUCCAAAGGCUUGUUGCAGUGUGACAUAUAUAAGCCUAUUAUGUCUUAACAUUAUUUUAGAGCGUUGUUUUGUCACGUUAUUUAUGGGCUUUCGCUAUAACGAUUUGAUUUCUUUUCCACGUGAUUUCUUUCUGGACGGCUGAAAUCAAUCGCAUACAUUUUUUUGUCCUUUCUCUUGUGUUCUGAAAUGCGUUUAUUAUAACCUUGUAACACACUCGCCUUUCGGGUGGACCUCAACCGGCUGUGUUGGCAAUGGGUAAGUCAUUUUUGUUGUCUUGGUUAUGUCCUAUUUUUUUUUUUAAAGUGGACGUGUGAGCCAGGUGUUUUGAUUAACCUUAAACUAAAGAGUUUCCACUCUACUCGCCCAAUUUAGUUAAAUUUGAAAAGGGGGGGGGGGGAGGGUAAGUAUUUUAUGUACCGGUAUGGGUAUAUGCAGUGUUUUUUGUUUUUGUGACGUUACGCACCGGUACGGCGUAGGCCUACUGACACCUUUUUCAAUGUGGGGAAAAAUUAUUACUUUUCUUGUAUUUUAACGUUUAUUAUUAAUUUAUUAGUACCGUAGUUAAAAGUGAGGUAAUCCAUCACAGAGUACCGGCACCUAUUAAAAAAAUAAAUAAAAAAAGCACUGGGUAUAUGUGAUUGAAAAUGACGAGACUGUGAGGGCAAGUGUGAAUGAGAAGUGUCUGUAUACAAAUACUGUCCAAAGUAUACCGGUAAUAAAGAUAUAUUUGUUCUUGUUUGAAAUUCAGGCUAUGAAUGCGAGCGACAUUGAGGUUUUACUAGUAGUAGACCAAUACAAAUGAAAUUAGUAAAGGUGUAGGCCUACAUCUUCCCACGACAUUAAGUCACUGACCCGAUUGUGCAAAAUACUUGCCUAAAACAAGUAGCCUACCUGGUACGCGGUAACUUUUAUUCCUUUCAUUGUGUCGAGGCGCACACCUCCCCACUAAUACAUUGAUCUAUGUUUUAAAUUGUUUUUUUUUUAAUUAUUAAUUGUUCCCUACAGUCAAUGUAACAGUAUUUCUCUGAGUCUUAGUAGUUUGUUUAAAUUAAUACGCGGGGUAAAAGAGUAACGGUACCGAGCUACUUGUCUUAGAAAUUAUUAUUAUCAUUUUUGAAAAAUAAACAUUGAACCAGUGCACUAAGAAUUACAAUUUUAUUAGUUUAAAAACAUUUAUUAGUAUGCUAGUGUGCUCUUUGAUAAUUUGUAAAAGUUUUUCUUUUAAAACUUAAGGAUGUUCUUUCAGAUUUGAGGAUUAUUGCAUCUUCUGUGCAAUUGGUAAGUAUUGGUAACUCGAUACACUGAAUGUACAAAUGCUUCACUGUAGGUAACCGUAUUGCCGUGUAAACUCUGUACUGCUGUUCUACUGGCAUCCCUGUCUCGACCUGGACUCGUAUUUGAUACUACUGUACCGGACUGAAGCGUAGGCCUAAAUCGUCUUGACUCUGAUGACAACCGCUCGCCUAGCUCUAGCAUGUGUUAUCUGUGUCUGCUUAUACAUAUACGAUUACCCCUACCCGCGUCCCAGCACAAUUAUAACAGUGCCGUACGAUAAGUUUAAGGUUGCCUUUCAGUAAGUAAAGUACCGUAAGGCAAAGUUCCCCUUACAGACCUUGCGAUCUAUAGAUUUGUGAACAAAGGUGUCACGUGGCCAGCACAACGAUUAGUCGCCUUUACUUUUCCCUAACUAAUGUCAGGUACCCAUGAGAGCUGGGUGGACUCAAGAGGUGCCUUAAAGAUCCCGAAAUUAAAAAUCCCAGGAUGUGAACCCGGGAACCCAAACGCUUUACCACUCGGCCACAGCCCUUCAAAAAUGGUUAAAUAUUAUCGAAGAAUAAGACAUAUUCUUUCACCAUUCUUUUUUCAUUGCAUGAUUCUCCAGCAUCGUUACCUUAAUCGUAGUAUUAUCUUGUAUUAAACAUUACAGACAUUACAGGUACCGGGGUACUCGUAUUAUCUUGUAUUAAACAUUACAAGUACCGGGGUACUCGUUGUAUUAUCUUGUAUUAUACAUUACAUACAUUACAAGUACCGGGGUACUUCACAAAGAAUAUAAGUACAUCCUACGCGUAUGCAUGCGUCAUUCUAAUCGUGCAUGUUAAAUCUCAAACUCUGCUCAAGCCGUUGGUUUUCCUGGCUAGUUCCGGCAACCCAUUCCGUGCUCUAACAGGACUAGGGGAAAAGUAGGACUUGUAUCAUCAUACAUACAUUUCCCGAUGUGACUUCAUCAAAGUUAUGAAAGGCUUGAGUUAUUGAUCUUAUACAAUUUUCUUUAGGUUGCGCUGUAAAAAAUCUUCCGUUUGAAUAGCUGCUAUGUUGAAAUGUUACAGUGAUCAACCAAGAUGGCAUUGGCAGUGCAUGAGAAUUUUUGCCCAAAAAAUGUUCUGUGCAUUUUGGUAUUGAAUAAUUGUGGAUAUGACUUAAAUAUAUAGAUCUAGUUUUCCACAUUUUGGAGCUCUGCAAUGACAUUAACAAGGAGGAAUGAAGACUUUUGUGAUUCAAUUGAAACUUCAAAAAAGGAAUAAAAAGUCCUUACUGAUUCAACAAUGUCAGCCUGAACACCCACAUGUAACAUAGAAUUUUAUUCACUACUUUCACUGGAUCUCAGAUGGAGCCUUUACAGAAAUUUAACAUUCCAAAAAUAAAAGGUGUCACUCAUAGAGAAGGACACAUUCAGAAAGUGAGUUUGAGCAGUAGAGACUCCAAUAUUCUACUAGAAGAUAUCAAAAAAUGUUGUUUAGACAUCACUUACUGUGACCAAAUUGAGGUUCUGGAAAUUUUAAUGAUCCACAACUCUGAGUUGAACAAAUCUUAUAUAGCAAAGAAAUCUGAGAUCAGAGGACGUAGCAAUGUUUCCUUCAAGGAAGAUUAUGGUUUCUUAUGUCAUAGAAUACCAAUGAGAGAGAUAGCCAAAUGUGGCCUGUCUAUAGGAAACAUUACUUUCAAUGGCCUGGGUGAAAGUCGCUGUGGCAUUUACUUGUCUCGGUAUUUUGAUGUGGAAUUGGAAAGUUCCUUCUUUGUUGAUGUGAAAGAGAUUUUCAUUUUUAAGUACAUAGCUGGGAAAUCAAAGAGUGUGAAGAUAUCUUUUAAUAACAACUUAGAGCCAACACCCAACUUUGACUCACAUGUCAGCAGUGUGCCACCAAAUGUUAGUGAUAGCUUGUACACUCAAACAAAUAGAUCUAAGAUUUAUUUGUAUGAGUAUACAGAUGAUUGUGUGCCCGCCAAAUAUCCCAGACAUUGCCUUCCAUAUGCUGUUUUGAAAGUAAGAAAACUUCCUAAAUGUUUGUGGACUACUGGCUUGAAUUCAAAACCUUUAACCUAUUCAUCCACACUGACAAGCAAAGAUGUAAGUCAGACCUGCCCUCCAGUUAAAAAAAAGAAAAAAAACAAGUCAUCCAAAGGCUCAUCAACAUCUUUCAAAAUCAGCCUUGAAAAGUCUGCCACUUUGACUGAUGGCCUUGAGUCACCAACUAAUAAAGUACCCAAACCCUAUCAACCGCUACUUCCACCUGAGCCAUCAGGCAUCUCACAGUCUGGUAAAAAUGCUAAGAACACAGAAAACAACACUAAUGCUACAAAGUUUUCACAGAAAUGUGUAGAUCCUCGGCUAAGAGCUCUAAACUCCAUUCCGCAAAAUCCUUUUCCAUCUGCCCUAAAGCAGGCAUCAUGUGCUUUAUCUCUUAAUAGCAGCUCAUGGUCAGAAUAUAAACAUCAAACACUGUGCAAACCUAUUGUUAGUUGCUUAAAAACUAAUUCCAAAUCUGAGUCCAAAAAAAUCAAAGAAAAAAAAAAGAUCAGUCUUUUAGAUUACAAGAAAAAAAAAGAAGAGACAAAUAGCGAUUGUACUGAAAGUGAUUUGGCAACUACAGCUGAAAAGCAGAAUUCUUCAGAGGUCAAUGUUCCAGCUUGUCCACCAUCAUCAGAUCAUUUAAAUCAGUCUAAAUUUGAGUCUGCACAUGUGUCUCAAAGAAAUGGUUUAGAGUUAACUAGUCAUCCAGCAUUAGCCAUUUUGAAUGAGGACUCAAACCAAUCUAGACUUUGCCCUGCACCUGUGGCCCAAAUAUGUGAUUCUAAUAUAGACAAUGGCUUAAAACAUUCUCCGAUAUUAAGCUGUUUGAAAAAAGGUAAUAGCCAGUCUAAACUUUGCUUGGCAGAAGAAUCUAAAGAAGGCAAAGAGAAAUGUGAUGUGCUAUUAUCAAGCCGUUUGAAUAAUGGUUCAAGUAAGGCAAAAGUUUGCACUACAAUUUCAGCCAAAAAGCAGAAUUCUGAGGUCUGUGUGACAACUUGUACACCAUCAUUAGAUCAUUUAAACCAGUCUAAUUUUGACUCUGCAUGUGUGCCCCAAAGACAGGGUUCUACAGAUAGCAUCACAGCAAUAAGUCAACCAUCAAUAGUCAUCAUAUCUCAAACAAAGGACUAUAAGGGCUCAAGCCAUAAACUUUGCUCAGCAAAUGAGGCAGCAAGAUUGGAAUCUAAAGAUGGCAAAGAGGCAACUGACAUAUCAUUAUCAAACCAUUCCAGUAAGGUUAAAAUUUACCCUGCAAAUGCAGCCAAAAAGCAGGAGUCAGAGUCAAUAGAGGUCAUUGUCGCAACCUCUUCAUCUCAGUUGGAACCAAACCAGUCAAAACCUAACACUACACAGGUGAACAUUCCUAAGGUUUUUACCAAGGACACUUUGGCCAGUGAUUCGCCAACAGAAGUCAGGCCAGACUGUUUACUAGCUGUCAACCUUCCAGUCUGUACAGAUAUAGACCCCCUGACAGAGACAGAAAUCCCAGGCCCCAGUAUAUAUCUUAGUAGUGAUGAUGAUGAUGAUGAAGAGGAUGAAGAGUACAGUUCUUGGUCUUACUAUGAAGAUUCAUCAGAUGAGAGCCUGCCAUCCAUUGCUUGUCAGUCCAGAUCCUGCACUCCCACUGACUCUUGCAGAUCUGUGUUUUCUGCCAUUGAUGCCUUCCCACCUUCACCUUCUGACAACUACUUCUUGGCAUCCCCGAGCAUUGAUCCAUGUCCUCUUUCUUCACAGUUACCUUUAUGUCAAUCCUCCCCGUGUCCCAGUCCCAUGCUGUGUGGUUCAAAACAGCACAGCUCUGAAUACAAGCCCUCAUCCUCUUCAAUCUCAUCCCAACCUUCUAAUAUCCCACCAACACCUGCUUCUGAUGUCACUUCAGCCACACAGUCUCCAUAUGUAGGAUCAACACCUGCUUCUGAUGUCACUUCAGCCAAACAGUCUCCAUAUAUCAGACCAACACCAGCUUCUGAUGUCACUUCAGCCACACAGUCUCCAUAUGUCAGACCAACACCAGCUUCUGAUGUCACUUCAGCCACACAGUCUUCAUAUGUCAGACCAACACCUGCUUCUGAUGUCACUUUAGCCACACAGUCUUUAUAUGUCAGACCAACACCUGCUUCUGAUGUCACUUUAGCCACACAGUCUUCAUAUGUCAGACCAACACCUGCUUCUGAUGUCACUUCAGCCAAACAGUCUCCAUAUGUCAGACCAACACCUGCUUCUGAUAUCACUUCAGCCACACAGUCUUCAUAUGUCAGACCAACACCUGCUUCUGAUGUCACUUUAGCCACACAGUCUUCAUAUGUCAGACCAACACCUGCUUCUGAUGUCACUUCAGCCACACAGUCUCCAUAUGUCAGACCAACACCAGCUUCUGAUGUCACUUCAGCCACACAGUCUCCAUAUGUCAGACCAACACCAGCUUCUGAUGUCACUUCAGCCACACAGUCUUCAUAUGUCAGACCAACACCUGCUUCUGAUCUCACUUCAGCCAAACAGUCUCCAUAUGUCAGACCAACACCUGCUUCUGAUGUCACUUCAGCCACACUGUCUCCAUAUGUCAGACCAACACCUGCUUCUGAUGUCACUUCAGUCACACAGUCUCCAUAUGUCAGACCAACACUUGCUUCUGAUGUCACUUCAACACUUGCUUCUGAUGUCACUUCAGCCACACAGUCUCCAUUUGUCAGACCAACACCUGCUUCUGAUGUCACUUCAGCCAAACAGUCUCCAUAUGUAGGACCAACACCUGCUUCUGAUGUCACUUCAGCCAAACAGUCUCCAUAUGUCAGACCAACACCUGCUUCUGAUGUCACUUCAGCCAUACAGUCUCCAUAUGUCAGACCAACAUCUGCUUCUGAUGUCACUUCAGCCAAACAGUCUCCAUAUGUCAGACCAACACCUGCUUCUGAUGUCGCUUCUGCCAAACAGUCUCCAUAUGUCAGACCAACACCUGCUUCAGAUGUCACUUCAGCCAAACAGUCUCCAUAUGUCAGACCAACACCUGCUUCUGAUAUCACUUCAGCCAAACAGUCUCCAUAUGUCAGACCAACACCUGCUUCAGAUGUCACUUCAGCCAAACAGUCUCCAUAUGUCAGACCAACACCUGCUUCUGAUGUCACUUCAGUCAAACAGUCUUCAUAUGUCAGACCAACACCUGCUUCUGAUGUCACUUUAGCCACACUGUCUCCAUAUGUCAGACCAACAUCUGCUUCUGAUGUCACUUCAGCCAAACAGUCUCCAUAUGUCAGACCAACACCUGCUUCUGAUGUCGCUUCUGCCAAACAGUCUCCAUAUGUCAGACCAACACCUGCUUCAGAUGUCACUUCAGCCAAACAGUCUCCAUAUGUCAGACCAACACCUGCUUCUGAUAUCACUUCAGCCAAACAGUCUCCAUAUGUCAGACCAACACCUGCUUCAGAUGUCACUUCAGCCAAACAGUCUCCAUAUGUCAGACCAACACCUGCUUCUGAUGUCACUUCAGCCAAACAGUCUUCAUAUGUCAGACCAACACCUGCUUCUGAUGUCACUUUAGCCACACUGUCUCCAUAUGUCAGACCAACACCUGCUUCAGAUGUCACUUUAGCCACACAGUCUUCAUAUGUCAGACCAACACCUGCUUCUGAUGUCACUUCAGCCACACAGUCUCUAUAUGUCAGACCAACACCUGCUUCAGAUGUCACUUUAGCCACACAGUCUUCAUAUGUCAGACCAACACCUGCUUCUGAUGUCACUUCAGCCACACAGUCUCCAUAUGUCAGACCGACACUUGCUUCUGAUGUCACUUCAGUGUUACCAUCUCCUGCUUCCGAUCGACAUUGUCAAAAUAAACCAUCAAUAUAUAAUGAUCCUAUUGCAACAAUCCCUUCACCAAAAAUUUCUUCACAUAUUGACACUCCUCCAAGUGAAGCACCACCAUGCUUAAAUCUACCAUUACCACCUUCUGGCCCUAUUACAGCAAAUAACAUAACAUCAUCACAUCCGACAUUACCAUCUUCUUAUCCCACUAAAACAUUACCUUCACAAAAUAUUCCAUCGUUUUCGGAAUUGUUAGAUAUUCUAAAGACAGUUUCUAAAAAUGAAGCUUUACCUCCCUCUGGUUCUGUUGCAUUGUCAACUUCUCAUUGUACCCCACCAAUGCUGGACUCACCAUCUCAAAACAUAACAAAUGCUGCAGAUUCCAUUUCAGUAGGUCUUUAUCAAGUCCCCCCAUCCACUGCCCCAAUCUCAACAAACUUGACUUGUAGUAGCUCAAAAGCUUCUGUCUUAAAGCCAAUUUUACCAUUGAUGAAUUCCCAUACAAAUGUAUCAUCUCCUGUCUCCCAUUCUUCUCAACCACCUUCUAACUCCCUUGUACAUGAAUCUUCUGUCUCACAACCUACUGUGCCAUUAUCUUUCCACCAAUUCACACAAUCAGCGGUGUCUUAUCCAACACAGCCAGCUCCUGCUUUUUAUCCGACUAUAAAAUAUUCUCCCUUUUGUCCCUCUCAUGUAUCAUCUAUCACUGUGCCAGUCUUUCCUCAUAUGCAAAAAAACCACAACCCCAUCCCAAUCCUAAAAUCUCAUCCUUAUUUUUACUUUGUUCCCCAAACUGCUUCUUCUCCAAUUCCAAUAGCAGAACCAUCUUCUAAAGUACAGACAGUCAUCUCCACACCAUCUCAAGUACAGAUUUUCCCAGUGUCCACCUCCACUCUGUAUGGUGGCACACCAUCACCUCAGGUAACAUUGACAGCCUUGUCUUCUCAGCCUGCAACAUCUUUAUCUUCUAAUCCUGAAGCAUAUUUACCAUCUCAGUCUACAACAUCCUCACCAUCUCAGCCUACAAGAGCGUUACCAUCUCAGUCUACAGCAUCCUCACCAUCUCAGUCUACAGCAUCCUCACCAUCUCAGCCUACAAGAGCGUUACCAUCUCAGUCUACAGCAUCCUCACCAUCUCAGUCUACAGUAUCCUCACCAUCUCAGCCUACAAGAGCGUUACCAUCUCAGUCUAUAACAUUGUUACAAUCUCAGUCUACAACAUCCUCACCAUCUCAGCCUACAAGAGUAUUACCACCUCAGUCUACAGCAUCCUCACCAUCUCAGCCUACAAGAGUAUUACCACCUCAGUCUACAACAUCCUCACCAUCUCAGCCUACAAGAGUAUUACCACCUCAGUCUACAGCAUCCUCACCAUCUCAUCCUAUGACAUCGUUACCAUCUCAGCCUACAAGAGCGUUACCAUCUCAGUCUAUAACAUUGUUACCAUCUCAGUCUAUAAGAGUAUUACCACCUCAGUCUACAGCAUCCUCACCAUCUCAUCCUAUGACAUCGUUACCAUCUCAGCCUAUAUCAUUAUCACCUCAGGAUGCAACAUCUUGUUCUCAAGAUCUAGACAACAUCAUCAAGAGUUACAAUGAUCCUAUCUGCAUUUCAUCAGGAGGUGAGGAUAUGGAUGAGCCGUCACAAAAAAACAUCAAAUUAAUUGAAAUACAAGCUAACAAUCUAAAAAAGAAAAUGAAAGAUUCUUGGUCAAAGAACAAACGUAAACAUAUAGAAGAACUAGACCCUAAAAUUGAGAAACUAGUGCAGCACAUUGCUCAAUUUUCUAAUUCUACUGUUAAUUCGUCAUUAAUUAAAUCUAAAAUUCAUGAGAAAUUUAAAUCCCAAUGUUUCUAUGAAUCCAUAGUCAAGUCAACAAAGCUCAAAGAUGCAGUUCCAUCAAAAUGUGAUGACUAUUACAAAUACCGCUGUCCUUCGCCAGCCCAAACUGAUUAUGUAGUAAACAGAUUGACAGGAAAGCGGGCCACUACCCCUGAUUGUAUAAUAAUUAGUGGAAGUAGUUCCAAUGUAUCUUGCUGUGAUGUAGAUGUUCAUUCUGAAUGUCUAGCUGUUAAUAGUUCAACUUCAAGUGACUUGGAUGUGAAUUCUGGGUACAUGUCAAUAAGUGACACAGAUUCAACACCUGGUCAUGUGACUCAAAGUAGAUCCACUGCUUCUUCCAUUGCAUCAUUUACCUCAACUGAUCGAAAUCAUUUUAUUAAAAAAUUGUAUCAGGAAAAAACCUCUGAAAAUCAAAAUCAGUCUGCUAAGCAUGACACUAGUCCAGAAGCUCAUUCACCAGGGCCCUGUGUACAACAUUCAGAAAGUUAUUUAACAAAUGCUCCUCUAGAAGCACUGCAUCUAGCCAAGGACACUAUUUUAAAAGAAAUCCAUCUUCUUGAAGCCACAUACUUAAGCCAGGAAGAGAACAUGGAUAAUGGUCAAGAAUGUCCUUUGAGUGACACAACAGAAGACACCUUACAUCCUCCUGUGUCUUCACUUGAAACAGUCAAGGACAUUUUUAGUCAAAAGAAAGCAAAGAUAAAUAACUCCCGUACUAUACAAAAGAGUAAUGGCAGCCUUUUAGUUCAAUGUGUUAAUGAUUCCCUUGAUGCUCUGUUAGAAAUGGAUUACUCAACACCUGAAGAAAGUGAGUCUUUGAAAAACAAAAAACAUGAACCCGGUAGAGAAUUACAUGAUGCAUAUGGACACAAUUCUGCUUCCAAUAGUUUGUUUUUAAAUGCCAGUACAUUUGAUUCUGAUCUCUGUGUUACUGUUCUUGGGCCAGAUAGUCCUAACACUGAUUGUAUGCCUUCUAGAAAGGUUAAUAAGAAGCGAAAAUGGUCCCAAGCAGAUGAGAAGCAAAGCUUAAAGCAGAAAAGAACUAAACUUGUAUCUGUUGUUUCCAAUGAGCAUCUUGCAAUAAAGAAACAAGUGACAAAUAACAAAUACUUUAUGAAAAAAGGGGAUAAUAAAAAAUCAAAUACAGACAUUGACAAAAGCAAAUCAAUAAUAGCUGGGACAACUAGAAGCAGCUCACUUGAAAGAUCUAAGAACCAUCUCUUACUUGAUAGCCAUGAAAAGAAGAGCCUACAGAACAAGCCUGACAAAACUAAUGUAAAUGACUCCAUUGAAAUAGCUAAAGAAGAUAGCUUGGUUGACGAAACUGACACAAGUUCCUCAGUAGAAAGAACAAGAGAAAGCAUGUCUGUUGAAAAAGCUAAAAUUAAAAGCUCAUUUAAAAGGAGUAUAAUUACUAGCCCAAGCAGCAAAACUAGAACUACUAGCGCUCUGAAAUUAGACAAUCAAAAAAAUACACACAACUUAACGAAUACAAGCAGCAAAACUAGAAUUACUAGCCCUCUGAAGUCAGGCAAUAAAAGAAUAUAUACACCACAUGACUGUCGUUCUUUUAAGUUCCAACCGUCACAUAGAUCACAUAGAUCAGCAAGUAUGUCACCUACCCGGUCUUUUAAACAUUGGUCUUCUAGAAGGUCAUUAAAAAGUAGGUCACCUAAAAGAAAAAAGAACUUUAUAGAUAGUGAGAAAAGUUCAAAGAGUUCUGUGGAAAAAACUUUGCCUGAUGUCCAGCACUCAUUGUCUCAACCUCACAAAACAGUACAUAAAAAAUCCAUUGUGGAUGAAUUAUUGAACAUCUAUAACCAACCACCAAGUCAAAGUGGGUCAGCUUCUUCACUGCACAAGUCUUCUGAUCUAGAUUUAGAUUUUUAUAUUCCCAGAAAAGAAACAUCAGUCAAAGGACAAGACUUGACAGCCAAAAUGUUUGUUUUUCUUCAAAUUGGAUUCUUGUUUCAAGAAGACUCUCCUUGUGCUAUUCCUUUUCCAGUGAACACAAUCCUGAAUAGCCAAGACUUAAACCCACAGCAACAGAAGAACAUGGGGGAUGAAAUAAUGAAAGCAUGUUCUGCUUGGUUUGAUCUACCCAGCAAUGCUUUUGUUGGUAGAAACUUGAGAUAUGAUCUUCCACUUAGCAUGGCUGACAGAAGUCAUGUGGAGACAUUUUCUACCCAACAGUUUUAUUUAGAGUCCAAACUGAUUGGACAAUGCCACAGUUUUCUCAUGCUUGAAGAGAAAGAUGGAACCUUAUCGGGUGACACCCUGGAGCAGGUCCUGCAGGGAUUUGAGAAGAAAAGAAUCAAAAUCCUAGACCUCAUUAGUGAUAUUGAGAACAUAGCUCAGAAGCUGAAAGACAACAGUGAUCCUCUGACCACCCCAGAGCUGACCCAACAGGUACUUCAACUUGAGUCUGAGCUGACCUCUGCUGUUGCUGAAUACACAUCCUCACAAUCACACACAUCCAAUACUCUUAAGCUGUUAAUUUUGGACACUCUGCCUGACCUCACCAAAGUUCCGCUGCUGGGAUUCAAGUUCAAAUCUCCCUCUUUGAAACUUAUGGACUCGCACUUACAGAACAUCAAGCAUUCAUUUGAAGUGGUCACCAAAGACUUUAUUCAAACAUUUCAGUCUGUGAACUUUGGUCACGCCCACUACCCAGUGCCUGAGCAACUAUUGCUUGAGGGUGAGGUUGAGGAGCUCUAUGCAAAGAGAAGUUGUUGCUUCAUUUUGUCGGCUUCUAUUCCUCCACAAGACUUUAAGACUCUCUUUCAGCUGCGCUGUAAAAUUGAGAGCCUCCUAAAAACAGCAUCAGAUAGCAGUGAUUCAAAGAAAGAUGAACUUGUUCAGUUCACCAAUGAAAGAGCCAAGCUACUCCAGAGAUAUGUUGGACAUCAGAGUUCAACAAGGAAGGAUAAGCUCGAGGUCUUGUUCAAUAAUUUUCUAAUCACUCAAAAUUAUAUUAAAAAAAUCAUUGGAGCAGAUGGACUGGUUCAAAUGCCAUUAUUCAAUUCUCUUCUUAAAGCUACUGAAAAUCACUUCAAGCUUCUUGAGGAGGCUAUGGAGAAAAAGAAACCAUCCUGAGACCAAAUGCAGGAACUAAUUAUCGCAAAACACCAUGCCUAUGCAGAGGAUUUUGAAAGCGUUAUAUACAAAAAUCAUAAGCUAGAUUAUGUUGGUUGUUCUUCAAAUAUUUGGCUAUAUUGUGGAGAUUUAAAGGCAAUAACACUUAUUUCUGUGGCAUGUUGAGGUCAAAGUUCAACACAAUAUUGCUAUUAACAAUUUUCUUGAGCUUUUGAAAUGCUUGACUGAAUUGUUCUACUACGUGUUACUCCUGAUUCUCCAAGUUUCAUUUACAUUAGUCUUAGUCUUCUUCCAACUCUCCAGUACUGUGGGACAAGGACUUAUUCAAAGGUAGAUGGGCUACACAAAAUGGAUUAAAGUACAAUGAAAAGCUAAGUCUACAUUUAAAGUGGAGGUGGUGCAGCAUUAAUUGCAGUAGUACCAAAUAUUUAGAAAUUCUAGUAUUAUUCUUAAAGAGACAUCUUUUAAGAACUGAAUUUUGUUUACUUUGAGUGUUCUGCAAAUGAGCAAAUGUAUUUUUUUUAAUGUAUAAAUAGAUGUUUUGUGUUAACAUCUUUUUAAACUCCAUUGUUCAUGUAUAGUUUUUUUUUAUGUUUAUAUCUAUUUGAUAAUAUAUGUCCAUGUAGAUUUUUGUUUUAACCUCAAAAGACUUGUAUUUUCAAGAUUGUGUUCAUCACCACAAAAUGUUCCUAUUAAAAUGACUUCAUCACUGUU
Molecule: messenger RNA, 14679 nt
Organism: Biomphalaria glabrata
Lineage: Eukaryota; Metazoa; Mollusca; Gastropoda; Planorbidae
Product: mucin-17-like
Exons: 15
Coding region: 4546-13965 (3139 amino acids)
Biological process (GO): synaptonemal complex assembly; homologous chromosome pairing at meiosis; regulation of double-strand break repair via homologous recombination
Cellular component (GO): nucleus
Source: RefSeq, a predicted model, not a curated record